Sciurus carolinensis (gray squirrel) is the source of this 903-nucleotide messenger RNA. It is a transcript of the gene Ffar1, whose product is annotated as free fatty acid receptor 1. The coding region runs from base 1 to 903 and encodes 300 amino acids. The transcript has a single exon. The record is from RefSeq and is a predicted model, not a curated record. Lineage: Eukaryota; Metazoa; Chordata; Mammalia; Rodentia; Sciuridae. Gene Ontology annotation, biological process: G protein-coupled receptor signaling pathway; positive regulation of cytosolic calcium ion concentration; positive regulation of calcium ion transport. Gene Ontology annotation, molecular function: bioactive lipid receptor activity. Gene Ontology annotation, cellular component: plasma membrane.
AUGAACCUGCCUCCGCAGCUCUCCUUCGCCCUCUACGUGGCUGCCUUCGCCCUGGGCUUCCCGCUCAAUGUCCUGGCCAUCCGAAGUGCGGCUUCCCAUGCACGCCGCCGCCUCACUCCCAGCCUGGUCUAUGCCCUCCACCUGGGCUGCUCUGACCUUCUGCUGGCCAUCUCUCUGCCCCUGAAGGCGGUGGAGGCCCUGGCCUCGGGGGCUUGGCCUCUGCCGGUCCAGCUCUGCCCUGCCUUUGCCCUGGUCCACUUCGCUCCUCUCUAUGCAGGCGGGGGCUUCCUGGCUGCUCUGAGCGCUGGCCGUUACCUAGGAGCAGCCUUCCCCCUGGGCUAUCAAGCCAUCCGGAGGCCACGCUACUCCUGGGGUGUAUGCGUGCUGAUAUGGGCCCUCGUCCUCUGUCAUCUGGGGCUGGUCUUUGGGUUGGAGGCUCCGGGAGGCUGGCUGGACAAUACCACCAGUUCCCUGGGCAUCAACACAGUGGUCAAUGGCUCCCCGGUCUGCCUGGAGGCCUGGGACCCAGCGUCUGCCGGCCCUGCCCGCCUCAGCCUCUCUCUCCUUCUCUUCUUCGUGCCCCUGAUCAUCACGGCUUUCUCCUACGUGGGCUGCCUCCGGGCACUGGCCCACUCAGGCCUGAGCCACAGACGGAAGGUAAGGGCAGCCUGGGUGGCCGGUGGGGCCCUGCUCACGCUGCUGCUCUGCCUGGGACCCUACAACGCCUCCAACGUGGCUGGCUUCCUGCACCCCAACAUGGGAGGCCAGUGGCGGAAGCUGGGGCUCAUCACGGGGGCCUGGAGUGUGGUGCUCAACCCGCUGGUGACUGGCUACUUGGGAGCAGGUCCCGGCCGGGGAACAGUAUGUGUGGCGAGAACGCAAGGAGGAACAUUCCAGAAGUAG